GGAGUAAUAUGAAAAAUAAAACUUUGCAUGGCGCUGAUCUAAAACGUGUAGAAAGUGCAUCAAGGAAAACAAAAGCAGAAGUAGAAAGGGGACAUUCAGAAACUGGAAAUUCGCAUGUCCCCUACAUAAGACACAUGCACAAAGGAAGGGUUUCAGAGCCUGGAGACAAGGUGUGUAGGCCCCGGGCUCAGCCAGGCCAGCAGCAUCUGACAGCCACCAAUGGCCCUGCCCUUCUCCUUCCUGAUGGCCCUGCUGGUGCUCAGCUGCCACUCCAACCGCUCUCUGGGCUGUGACCUGCCUCAGAACCACAGCCUGCUUAACAGGAGGGCCUUGAUGCUCCUGGCACAAAUGAGGAGAAUGUCCCCUUUCUCCUGCCUGAAGGACAGACGUGACUUUGGAUUCCCCCGGGAGGCGUUUGGUGGCAACCAGUUGCAGAAGGCUCAAGCCAUCUCUAUCAUCCGGGAGAUGACCCAGCACACCUUGGACCUCUUUAGAAUAGAGGGCUCCUUCGCUGCUUGGGACAAGACCCUCCUAGACAAAUUCUGCGCUGGGCUUUAUCAGCAGCUGAAUGACCUGGAAGCCUGUCUGACGCAGGAGGUGGGUGUGGAAGGGACGCCCCUGGUGAAUGAGGACUCCGUUCUGGCCGUGAGGAGAUACUUCCAGAGAAUCACCCUCUAUCUGCAAGAGAAGAAAUACAGCCCUUGUGCCUGGGAGAUUGUCAGAACAGAAAUCAUGAGAUCCUUCUCUUACCAAUGAACUCGUGGGGAAGAUGAA
Molecule: messenger RNA, 774 nt
Organism: Rhinolophus ferrumequinum (greater horseshoe bat)
Lineage: Eukaryota; Metazoa; Chordata; Mammalia; Chiroptera; Rhinolophidae
Product: interferon alpha-4-like
Exons: 1
Coding region: 220-756 (178 amino acids)
Biological process (GO): adaptive immune response; positive regulation of peptidyl-serine phosphorylation of STAT protein; response to exogenous dsRNA
Cellular component (GO): extracellular region
Molecular function (GO): type I interferon receptor binding; cytokine activity
Source: RefSeq, a predicted model, not a curated record